Molecule: messenger RNA, 2926 nt
Organism: Manis pentadactyla (Chinese pangolin)
Lineage: Eukaryota; Metazoa; Chordata; Mammalia; Pholidota; Manidae
Gene: CDH16
Product: cadherin 16
Exons: 17
Coding region: 16-2670 (884 amino acids)
Biological process (GO): multicellular organism development; adherens junction organization; cell-cell junction assembly
Cellular component (GO): adherens junction; catenin complex; plasma membrane
Molecular function (GO): calcium ion binding; cadherin binding
Source: RefSeq, a predicted model, not a curated record
AGCUUUCCAAAGUCAAUGAGUAACUUGGGAGGCUGGGCAAGGCCAGACCUGCUGCUGUGGGCCCAGUGGCGUUUUCCACUCCCGAGCAAGUGUGGCUGGACCGCCCACCUGCUCAAGUGUCCACCCUGCCCUACUCCACCCGUUCGGGCCUGGCCAGUGCUCCCUGGGAAAAAAGCCCUCCCGCCCAGCAGCUGGACCAACAGAAGCAGCCUGAGGCACCAGCUGGCUCUCCCCAAGGCCCAGCAUGCAGGACUGUAUGUGGAAGUCCCAGAAAACUAUGGUGGAAAUUUCCCUUUGUACCUGACCAAGCUGCCGCUGCCCCGUGAGGAGGCUGGGGGCCAGAUUGUGCUGUCGGGACACUCAGGCACGGCAACUGAGGGCCCCUUUGCUGUGGACCCAGAGUCUGGCUUCCUGCUGGUGACCAGGGCGCUGGACCGAGAGGAACAGGCAGAGUACCAGCUACAGGUCGCCCUGGAGACUGAGGAUGGACACGUCUUGUGGGGCCCACAGUUUGUGCUUGUGUGUGUGAAGGAUGAGAAUGACCAGGUGCCCCAUUUCUCCCAGGCCAUCUACAGAGUUCAGCUGAGCCAGGGUACCAGGCCUGGCACCCCCUUCCUCUUCCUCGAGGCUUCAGACAGGGAUGAGCCAGGCACAGCCAACUCAGAUCUCCGCUUCCACAUCCUGAACCAGGCCCCAGCCCAGCCUUACCCAGACAUGUUCCAGCUGGAGCCUCAGCUGGGGGCUCUGGCCCUCAGCCCUGAGCGAAGCACCAGCCUAGACCAGGCCUUGAAGGGGCCCUACCAGCUGCUGAUACAGGUCAAGGACAUGGGUGACCAGGCCUCAGGCCACCAGGCCACAGCCACCAUAGAUGUCUCCAUAGUAGAGAACACCUGGGUGCCCCUAGAGCCUGUCCACGUGGCAGAAAAUCUCAAAGUUCCAUACCCACACCACAUUGCCCAGGUACACUGGAGUGGGGGUGAUGUGCAUUAUCACCUGGAGAGCCAGCCCCCUGGACCCUUUGGUGUGGAUGCGGAGGGGAAAUGCUAUGUGACCACGGAGCUGGACCGAGAAGCCCAGGCUGAGUACCUGCUCCAGGUGCGGGCUCAGAACACCCAUGGUGAAGACUACGCAGACCCUCUAGAGCUGCAUGUGGUGGUGAUGGAUGAGAAUGACAAUGAGCCUGUCUGCCCCCUGCACAGCUCCGCAGUCAGCAUCCCUGAGCUCAGCCCCCCAGGCACCAAGGUGACUAGGUUGUUGGCAGAGGACAUGGAUGCCCCCAGUUCCCCUAAUUCCCAUGUUGUGUAUCGGCUGCUGAGCCCUGAGCCUGAGGUAGAGGCAGAGGGGAGGGCCCUCGAGCUGGAUUCCUCCUCUGGCAGUGUGACGCUGGGGGCUGCCCGCCUCCCAGCUGGCCAGAACAUCCUGCUUCAGGUGCUAGCUGUUGACCUAGGAGGAGCAGAGGGCGGUCUCAGCAGCACAUGUGAGGUUGCUGUCACAGUUACAGACAUCAAUGAUCAUGCCCCUGAGUUCACCGCUUCCCAGAUUGAGCCUGUAAGCCUCCCUGAGGACACAGAGCCUGGGACUCUGGUGGCCACGCUCAUGGCCACUGAUGCUGACCUUGAGCCUUCCUUCCGCCUCAUGGACUUCGCCAUUGAGGCAGGGAAUGUGGAGGGGAACUUUGGCCUGGAUUGGGAGCCAGACUCCAGUCAUGUCCAACUCCGACUCCUCAAGAACCUCAGCUAUGAGGCAGCCCCAAGCCACAGGUUGGUGGUGGUGGUACAGAGUGUGGCGGAGCUCGUGGGGUCGGCGCCCGGCCCCAGAGCCACAGCCACAGUGACUGUGCUGGUGGAGAGGGUGGUACCACCCCCCAAGCUGGACCAGGAGAGCUAUGAGGCCAGCAUCCCAGUCAGCACCCCAGCCGGCUCCUUCCUGCUGACCAUCCAGCCCUCAGACCCCAUGAGCAGUCCUCUCAGGUUCUCCCUGGUCAAUGACACAGAAGGCUGGCUCUGCAUUGAGGAGGUCUCCGGGGAGGUGCACACGGCCCGGCCCCUGCAGGGUGUCCAGCCUGGGGACAUGUACAUGGUGCUGGCGGAGGCCCGCUAUGCAGAUGAACCAGCACUGAGCACCUCUGCAACCCUCGUGAUCUACUUCCUGAAGGCCCCCUCUGCUCAGACCCCAUCUCUGACCCCCAUGCCUGCCCGACACCUCUGCACCCCCCGCCAGGACCAUGGUGUGGUUGUCAGUGGACACAGUGGGGACCCUGACCAGGCCAACGGGCACGGUCCCUACAGCUUUACCCUUGGUCCCAACCCCACAGUGCAGCGGGAUUGGCACCUCCAGGCUCUCAAUGGUUCCCAUGCCUACCUCACCCUGGCCCUGCAUUGGGUGGAGCCACGUGAACACACAGUCCCUGUACUUGUCAGCCACAAUGCCCGGAUAUGGCAGCUCUCCGUCCGAGUGAUUGUGUGUCGCUGCAACAUGGAGGGGCAGUGCAUGCGCAAGGUGGGCCGCAUGAAGGGCAUGCCCACAAAGCUGUCGGCUGUGGGCAUCCUCAUGAGCACCCUGAUAGCAAUAGGCAUCUUUCUCAUCCUCAUCUUCACCCACUUGACCCUGGCAAGGAAGAAGGACCUAGAUCAGCCGGUGGACAGCAUUCCCCUGAAGGCAGCAGUGUGAAUGGUCCAGGCAGUCCCAACUGGGAGCUUAGGCUCUGGCUCCAUUGGAAUCCACUGGGAGAGGACCCAGCACUGCAGGGUCCACAUGGGCUGGGACGGAGUAGAAACCCUUUCACCUGCCCUGGGGUAGAGGUGACAUCACCAGACAUGUCUGCAGAGCCUGGACACUGCUCUGAUGGGCUGCCCUUGGAAGUGUUCCAAAUGGCAGCAUUUUGUCCAAUAAUAAAGCCUCAGAGAACUGGGUGCUCAUAUCUGAA